Messenger RNA from Paramecium octaurelia, 913 nucleotides. The record is from the annotation of a GenBank genome assembly. NCBI's taxonomy places the organism in Eukaryota, Ciliophora, Oligohymenophorea, Peniculida, Parameciidae.
AUGUGGGUAAACCCUAGGAAAUUACGUGCUUGUUCUAACUAGCCAUUGAAAAAUGCAUAAGAUCAAUAAGUAAAACGAAAAAUUAGUGACUAGUAAGUGUUAUAAUUACACUAUGAUCCUGACUAGUUUAAGGGAAUUCCAAAAAAAAAAGAAAAGGAUGAAUUUAAAGAAGAAUAGAAUUUAAACUAGAUUCUUAAUUAAAUAAAUAUUGAAAAUUUCAAAUGUGCUUGUCCGAAUCAUGAUAAAUCUAUUUUAAUGGUUGUACUUGAUCCAAAUUUAAAAUCACAUGAAAGACUAAAAUGCUCUUAAUGUAUAGUUGAAUUAGAGCCGAAUAGUAGAAAUAUGGGAUUAAAUAAAGCUAUUGGAAUAACUUAAGACAACUAUAAAAAGAAAAAAGAAUAAAUAGAAAUAGUUGUUGAAUGUUGUUAUAAGGAUAUUGAAUAGAUCAAAAACAACCUUAUUUAAUUAAAGAGCCAUCUAAUAAACAAGCUAGAUCAAAUGCUUGAAAUUACAAAUAUGUGGAUGAAAGAUUUGUAAAAUUACAAAGAAAUAGAAUAUAACUUUGCUAAUGAAAUAUAACGAAUAGUUGACUCUGAGGAUAAGCAUGAAAUUGAUCAAUUGCUUAUUGAAAUUAAACCCUUGAAUAUGAAAUGGAUUCCCAAAUUGUAGUCGAACUUAUACUAAUUUUCCUCAUUCAAAGAAUAUUCUAUUUGCUAAACUCUAUUGAAAAAAUUAGCACAAGAGAAAACAACCUCAAUUAAGAAAAAAGAAGCUUAAAAAAGCUAUUCCCCUUUUCCAAAAAAUCAAAUUUUCUAAAAAGAACCAGAUUUUUAUAUAAGGUAAAGAUUACCAAGUAUGAAAGAAUGAAGAAUUACUAAAACAAACCCUUAGUGGGGUUAAUUGAACUUAUAAG